AUAUUUUAGAAACAUAGGUUACUUGAAUUUUUAGUCAUUGCGUAUUGGUUCUCUUCUAUCAUAUAAAAUAAGAUAUUCCAUGAAAUGAUUAGUUCCUUAAACUUUAUAACAUUAUGUACAAUUUGGUUACAUAUAAAUAAUACUUUUAUUUUAUUCAUAUGAUAGAAUUUGAAAUUAAUAUAUCAGGAUUAUUUUUGCUAUUUACUUAUUGUUUAUGAAAAAUUGGAAAUCAAAAGAUUGAUAAAUAUAACAUGGUGGAUUUUUAAAAAUUAAAUAUUAAACUCGAUUUCAUUUGAGUUUUGAAAAAAUAUGGCUAGUCCACGAACUCGAAGAAUUUUAAGUGAACUUAAACCAAAAGAUGAAAAUAAUAAAUGUUUUGAAUGUGGAACUCACAAUCCUCAAUGGGUUUCUGUCACAUAUGGUAUAUGGAUUUGUCUUGAAUGCUCAGGCAAGCAUAGAGGACUUGGUGUCCAUUUAUCAUUUGUUCGAUCUAUUUCUAUGGAUAAAUGGAAAGAUUUAGAAUUAGAAAAAAUGAAAGUUGGUGGAAAUAAAAAUGCUCGUGAAUUCUUUGAAUUACAGCCUGAUUGGAAUGAUAGUAUGUCAAUAACACAAAAAUAUAAUACUAAAGCAGCAGCAUUAUAUAGAGAUAAGAUUGCAACAUUAGCACGUGGAGAAAACUGGAGCCCAACUACAUCCACAGCUAAGGAUUUUCAAUCUUCAAUAUACUCAGAAAAUCAACAAGAUUAUUCUUCAUAUCAAAGUGAUUUAUCAAAUUCUUAUCAAAAUUUUAAUUCAAAUAAUUAUAAGUCUCAAACAGAAGCUUUUUUUACAAAAAAACAAAAUGAAAAUGCCAAUCGUCCAGACAAUAUUCCACCUAAUCAAGGUGGUAAAUAUGGAGGAUUUGGUUAUCAAAUGAAUCCACCACCUAAAAGUUCAUCACAAGAGUUUUUUGACAAUGCAGUAUCUUCUUUAGCAAGUGGUUGGUCAAUACUUUCUUCAUCAGCAUCAAAAAUAGCAAGCAAAGCUACAGAAAAUGCCAUUAGAACUGGAGAAUUAGCUAUACAAAAGGUACGUGAUGGUACUUUUUGGGAAGAAGUUGGAACCCAAGCUAAUAAUAUAGCUGCUAAGGUUGGAGAUUUAGGAAGAAGAGGAUGGGGUGAUAUUGGUGGAACAAAUUCAAUUGAACAAAAUCAAUAUAAUUCACAAGAACAUUAUCAAAAUUCUUCCACAAUUUAUCAAAAUGUAUCACAAUAUCAUUCUCAAAAACCUCGUUUAAUGAAAUCAUCCAAAAAUGAUGUAUCAAUUGCAAAUUCUUCUAAUUGUGAAUGGCAUUGGGAUAAUGAUACAAAACAAAAUAAUGAAAUAACAGAUUCUAAAUCCCUUCCAAGAAAAUCAAAAGACAAAGAAGAAACAUUAAUCAAUUUUGAUAUUGAUAAUCAUGUAUCUAAUUGGAAUACAAAACUGGAAGACGAUGCAUGGGAAAUAUUAAAAAAUUAAUUACUAUUUAAUAAUUAAAAAAUUUUUAUCAAUGUUCGAAAUUUUUAAAUAUCUUAAUCAUUUUUGAGCUUGUAUAAAGCAAUAUAAUAAUGAUUUUUAUUUUAU
This is a messenger RNA of Apis mellifera (honey bee), 1602 nucleotides long. RefSeq names its product ADP-ribosylation factor GTPase-activating protein 1 (gene ArfGAP1). The transcript is spliced from 8 exons. The coding region runs from base 310 to 1497 and encodes 395 amino acids. Lineage: Eukaryota; Metazoa; Arthropoda; Insecta; Hymenoptera; Apidae. Gene Ontology annotation, biological process: regulation of ARF protein signal transduction; regulation of endocytosis. Gene Ontology annotation, molecular function: GTPase activator activity. Gene Ontology annotation, cellular component: Golgi membrane. The record is from RefSeq and is a predicted model, not a curated record.